UUGAUGUUUGUGUGUGUCUUGAUUAAUAAAUUAAACAUCAUUAGAAUUAGCAAGAAUCAAUAUUAAUAAUAUCAAUUCAAUCGAAAAUUCAGCAUCGUUUAUAAACAAGCCGUUUAAAGGCAAGAAAAAAGAAAAAAUUAUUUUAUUACAACAAGGAACUAGAACAAAUUUCACCACGCUGAACCUAACGGAUAAUUUUUCCACGUACCCAAUGUCGGGUACAGUGGACAUCUUGGAUCAUCAAGAUUUAAAGCCAUCACAAUCGGCUUUCAUGGAUAUACAACAACAGGCGGCAGCGGCUGGUUUAUCAGCCAUGUCGCAACACCAUCAUCAUCAUCAUCAUCAACAUCAUCCACAUCAUCAAUCGCCAUAUUCAACAUUUCGUUCAACAUAUGGUGGAUCAUCGGUUAAUAAUCAUCAAACACAUGAUGGUUUUGGCAUUGGUGGUGGUGGAGUUGGUUUACAACAGAACCGGACAUCCUCAUCAUUGGCUGGUGCAUAUCCAUUUGCAGCUGCAGCUGCAGCAGUAUCGAUGAAUUCACAUUCACCAUUACAUAAUAGUUUUUCACAUUCAGCCGCAUCUCAUCCAUAUCUUGGUUCACCAUAUGCAUCCGCAUCAAUACCACCACCACCAUCAUUACAGCCAUCAUCAGCAACAUCAUCAACAACGACAACAUCAUUAACCUCCUGUAUACCAUCAUCAUGUCAACCACAUUCGCCACAAUCACGAGAUUCAAAACAUGAUUCAUCUAAUAAUAAUAAUUCAAAAAAUAAUAAUAAUAACAACGGUAGUGGUGGCGGUGGAGGUGGUCUUGAUCCUGAACCAACAACCGGUACGACGAUACGUGUAAAUGGAAAAGGAAAAAAGAUGCGAAAACCACGUACAAUAUAUUCAAGUUUACAGUUACAACAGCUGAAUAGACGAUUUCAAAGGACACAAUAUCUGGCCUUACCUGAACGUGCUGAAUUGGCAGCUUCGUUAGGUUUAACACAAACGCAGGUGAAAAUAUGGUUCCAAAAUCGUCGUAGUAAAUAUAAGAAAAUGCUCAAAUCAUCACAGCCAGGUGUCGGUGGUGUUCCUCCACCCACAACAACAAAUGGUUCAGCAGGUUCCGGUUCAAGUCUAGGUCAUCCACCUCAAGCAACCACACCACAAACACCACCAGAAACUCCUGAUUCAAAUUCACCAUCAAGUGUUGGUCCACCACAAUCAAUGUUAUCGACGCCCGGUGGUGGUCCAUCUCAACAAUCACAACAACCCGGUAACGGACCCGGAUCAUUAGGAUCGACAAAUUUAUCAUCAUCAUUAUCGAGUACAAUUAGUCCACCAUCGGCAAUGAGUCCACCGAUUACCUCAUGGGAUAUGAAUCCAGCCAAAACAUCAAUGGCAAAUAGUUAUAUACCACAAUAUUCUUGGUAUCAUCAUGGACAUGAUCAAUCAAUUAAUCAACAAUUAUUAACGUAAUAUUAGAAAUUGUUGAUGAUCAAUGCAAAAAAAACAAGAAGAAAAUAUCAACAAUUUAAAAACAAAACUAACAAAUA
Molecule: messenger RNA, 1542 nt
Organism: Dermatophagoides pteronyssinus (European house dust mite)
Lineage: Eukaryota; Metazoa; Arthropoda; Arachnida; Sarcoptiformes; Pyroglyphidae
Biological process (GO): regulation of transcription by RNA polymerase II
Molecular function (GO): DNA-binding transcription factor activity, RNA polymerase II-specific; RNA polymerase II cis-regulatory region sequence-specific DNA binding
Source: RefSeq, a predicted model, not a curated record